This is a messenger RNA of Aureobasidium vineae, 2406 nucleotides long. The record is from the annotation of a GenBank genome assembly. NCBI's taxonomy places the organism in Eukaryota, Fungi, Ascomycota, Dothideomycetes, Dothideales, Saccotheciaceae.
AUGAGCAGCAGCGUCCAGCGUUUCUUGGGCAGACGGGACCGCCGAUCAAAAAAUCUCCCCGACGCAGGCGCUUUUGGUGGCCUCUUCGUACCCGAAGACAGGAAGAAGCUCGAGAAAGAGGAUGAGAAGAGGAUCAAGGCAAUUCUCGCUCGGCUGCAGAAAUAUGGAAUCACAACCUUCACCGAAGCGAAUGUCAACUACGCGUUGCAAGCUACAAACUCGGCGGGCAAUGGCGACGAGGCCAUGCGGUUGCUGCUCCUCCUCGAGGAUACGUACGAAGGCCUGGUCAAGAUGUACGACCCUUCGACCAAAUUGCUUGGAGCUGAGAACCGCAACGGCGUGACUUGCUACCUCGAUGCUCUCCUCUUUGCCAUGUUCGCGCGCCUUGACAGCUUCGAAGCCAUGCUAUAUAACUCUUUUGAUGAUCUGCCUCGCAAGAAGCUGGCCGGUCUAUUGCGUCUAUGGGUCAACAUGCUGCGCUCUGGCAGACUCAUCACUCGAGACAUCGACUCGCUCGCCGAAUGUGGUUGGGAGUCAGCAGCCGAGCUGUGCCAGCAAGACACUUCAGAGGCUUUUACAUUCAUUACCGGUCAGCUAGAGCUCCCACUACUCACCCUCAAGAUGGAUCUGUUCCACACCGGCAAGGAAGAUCCAGCCGAUGACCACAAGUUUGUCAACGAACGCCUGCUCGAGGUUGCGGUUGUUACAGAGCCGCCCGAGGGAAGCACUGUCGUUACGCUCGAAGACUGCCUGGAAAACUACUUCAACAAUCGCAUCGAAGUCAAGCGCCAUCUCGACAGACGCAAUACGCUGCAGUCCGUCAGGUCCAACGAAGCACUACGCCGAACCAACUCGUGUGAAAAAGGGGGAGAUAUGCACGUCGAGACGGUCGAGUACUUUGAUCAGGCCGUCAUACCCAAGCCCGACCCUAGUACUCCAGUCAAAUCGCCUUCCUCCACGCCUAGCACGCCAAUCAAGUCUCCCCUUGAUAAAAUCAGACCCGGUAUGAAUAGGAAGCGUGCCGAUAGCAUCUUCAGUCAGCGAAGAGUAGCAGAGUCAAAACCAUAUGAGAAGAAAGGACCGGACGAUGCGAAACACACUCCUGGACGGCCGCGUAAGAACUCGGUCCGCACCGAGGUUUUGAUGCCUGCCUGGCAGUUCUUCAAAUUACUUCCAUGGUACACCGAGAACAUCGUCCCUACCAGCGACGCACAGGUCGCCGCCCAUUUCUCCAGGAAGCGCCCAAUGCUCGGCAUCGCGCUCAAGAGAUAUCAAUACUCCAAUACGGGCGUCGCGAGUCGUCUGGACACCUUUAUUGACAUUCCUCUGGAGAUUGCUGUGCCUAGCUUUGUAUCUGACGACGAGAUGGAAGACCACAGCCCGCUCGUUGGAAACUUCAAGCUUGUUCUCCAAUCCGUCGUCUGUCAUCGCGGUGUGUCGGUCAACUCAGGUCAUUAUGUUUCACUAGUCCGAGGACGUGCUGCCAAUGCUCAAACCAAUGCUCAAAGCGUUGAUGGGCGCUCUGAUCGUCCCGACACCGCUGAGAGCACCGAAGAUGAAGACCCUUGGAUGUUGUUUGAUGAUCUCGCCAGAGAACGCGUUACCUACGUCGACAUCAACCGAAAGCUGAAGGAAGAAUGCCCCUAUCUCCUGUUCUACCAGGUGCAACCCAUCGACGAAGAACUCGUACCCGAUGCACCUCCAACUUACGAUGAGGCUAUGUCGCGUCAUCCCUCAGAUUCGCUCGAAUAUUCGCCUGAGAAACUCAAGAAAAUCGGCAGCGAUGAAAAUGAUAUGGUUUUGGUCGAGUCUUCCUCACCAACAUCGCCUAACGGACUGACGGGUACCGAGACGGUUGACUGGACAGUGUCUUCUGACAGAACGAGUCUAGACAUACGUGGAAGGACAAGUCUAGAUGCACGUCGUAGCAGCAUGGCGGAUGACGGUAGCGCCGCUGGUAGUCAAGCCACUACUUCGGUACCAUCGACGCCGAUCGACGAGUCGCGAGGUAGCUUCCUUGGUAUCCCGUCUAGAAGAGGCAGCAAGGUCAGCACCAAGAAGACACCAAAAUCCCGCCCAGGCUCUACGGAUGGCGGGUCUCGGUUCAGUCUGAAUAUGAGCAAACUCACUAGUCGUGUGAGCCGGACAGACCUCACCAACCUCGCUUCGGCAGCCGAACAGGAUGAGGAUCUGGCCCAUGGCAAAGACACUGAAGGGCCGCCGACGGUCAGUGGUAGCGAGGCGUCUGUCGAGAGCCUCAAGAACCUCGAUGCCAAGAUGGCCGAGAAGGCGGAGAAAGAGCGCAUUGGCAGGAGCAAGGUCAGGAAGGAUCGAGGUGAUAAAGAAGGACAUUUCCAUCGCAAGCGGAAAACAGAGAAACCGGACAGAGAGUGCGUCGUCAUGUAA